CCCAGCAAUAAAAAAUCGAACUGAUUUUAGGGUGUUGAAAGAACGGUUACUUCCAUUAGGCUUUAAGCCGAAAGGUAAUUUCAUUCAGAUUGUUAGAUGGCGCAGGUAUAGAAGAAAUAACAAAAUGAAUAUUGAUGCUAAAUACUUAACUGAUGGGGCUGUCGGAGGUGCGAUUAUUCAGAACUGUAAGGGGGAGAUGCUUCGUGCGAUUAGCUUUCAGGUCACGGCGUCGUCCUCCCCGGUUGAGGCUGAACUGAAAGCGAUGAUGAGGGCGGUAAAAUGGGCUGACGACGAGGGAUUUGCUGAUUUGCAGGUGGAAUCGGAUUCGAUUGAGGCUCUUGAGUUGAUGAAGAAUGAGGAUACAAGAAGAUGGUCUGAUCUACUUCAGUAAACCAGACUGAUUGCAGAUAGGAGAGGAAUGAUUUUCGGACAUACAUUACGGCAGGAUAACUGGGUUGCCCACUACAUUGCUGCAUCUCAUAGGGGCUGCUAUCCUCAGGUGUUUAAUUGGUCGGAUUCAUUACUCAUUCGUGCUAAACGGGCUUAUUUCAUGGAUCAGUUUGGCAUUCCAUCGAUAAGAUUUUAAUUUCUUCUUCUUAGAUUUUAAUGUUAUUCCUUCUUGUCUGUUUAAUUUUGGCUCUGAUCUGUAUUUUUUCCAUUGAGUUUUGGCCUAGUCCCCUCAAUGGACUUUGUUGUGUUUAUUUUUGUUCCAUCAGUUGUAUUUUGGGGUGAAUGCCUCUCAGGAGGGGUUUUGGUUUGGUCCCGCCCUCUUUAUGUACUCCUCUCUAUUUUUAAUAAAAUCUGGUUAUCCCACUGAUUUUAGUGGUUUGCCUUCUGGGUUUAAAA
Cuscuta epithymum is the source of this 846-nucleotide messenger RNA. Lineage: Eukaryota; Viridiplantae; Streptophyta; Magnoliopsida; Solanales; Convolvulaceae. The record is from the annotation of a GenBank genome assembly.